Molecule: messenger RNA, 958 nt
Organism: Thamnophis sirtalis
Lineage: Eukaryota; Metazoa; Chordata; Lepidosauria; Squamata; Natricidae
Source: RefSeq, a predicted model, not a curated record
AUGCUCUCCAUGGAGAAAGAGGAUGUGGUUCUUAUAACAGAUAAGAUCUGCAAUCAUGAGCAGGAUGGAAAUGAACUGCAGACCACACCAGAAUUCCGAGCACACGUUGCAAAAAAACUGGACACCAUCCUGGACAAUACGAUAACUCUCUCGACGUGCCUGUUGCGACUCCCGCGAGACGAGAACAACGUCUCCCUGGAAGAAGACAGUGGCUUUCGCCUCUUUUCCUCCUCUGUCCCAGGAGACGGUGGGGAACCAGAAGCUGCCCCUCGGAAACAGUCAGCGUUCCAGCGUUCCAACUCCAGCAUUGCUUGUGAUUCUUCCAGCAGCCUGGAAAGUGACCCAGAGUGGCAGAGAUGCCAAGAAGCUGCAGUGACAGCAGCAGACAUUCUGAAGCACAGUGGUCUGCCACCAACAGUGGCCCAGGACUCCGGCCAAACAAUAGAGGCCAGAUGGAAAAAAGUCAAGAAGAAGAAGAAGAAAGGGAAAAGAGAGGAAAGUGGCCAGCCAGAGGCCAUCGGAGCAGCAAGUAAUAGCCAGAACAAGGAGCCCUCAUGUCCCAUCAGUGCAGAGGCUGUCAGUUGGACAGAGAUAAUGCAGAGGAAGAGGAAGAGGAAAAGGAGGAAAACAGAAGCAGGAACAGAAUGACCCUCCCCCCAAUAUUUAAUUUGCCAGGGGAGUUUGCAUGCCAGCCUGUCAAAGUGGGCACCCCAACUGCUGCUUUCUCCAGUGAGCCCCAGUGGCUCUUGGAGCUGCAGGACAUCAGGGAGGGGCAGUGAAGACGGUGAGAGGGCAUGGAUGACCAGCUUUGUGGGAAACCUGGGGGAGCAGCCAGAGCAAUUUCUGUUUUCUUACCUGGUCCAUCUGAAGAAUGAUGUGACUCUGAUUUUGCAGAUAUGGUUCCAGUCUCUAUGAGAUGGUCAUUUUGUGAAUAGUCAAUAUACAAAACAAUAUUUUA